AUGGAGACUACGCAGCUGCCUCUAUACCGAAAUGCUGCCGUUGGUAAUUUUAUCGAACAACAAAACAACCAUAGGUCUGAUCUCGGACCAGACAAGCAAUCCGUGGACCCGUUCUCGGAGGUCCAGGAUGACAAUUACUCCACUCACAUAUCCGUUGCUAAUGCGCAUACCCAGCUCGGACAUCCAGGCUCCUGGCAGAUGCCAUCCUUGAACAACGACCAAGGUUUACCAAGCCCGGAAAUCAAUGCUGCGCUUAUUCUGGGUCCAAAGUUGCUGGAUGAAGAGCCCGACUGUACCAACCAUGGAAAAGCGGGAGCAAGGGACCAGACGGCCGAGUCUACCAGCGAUGGCGGUAGGUCUGUCAUUACGAAGAUCCCACGCAAUGCUAUGGACGUCCAACCACAGCCCAACUCAAUGCCCCCUAUCUCCCACGAUGCUAUCUCUCGCAGCCAAUCCACCGAUACCUCGCUACCAACUGCGAUAAACUCGCAAGCAAUGUCACCGCAACCUUCCAGCUCUCUGGAACCAAUUGCAGGGCACGACCUUUCAAUUUACCCGCUCCAGCGAAUGGACUCAUUUCUCCUAACGGCAGUCGCCAGCGGCUUGCAAGAGUUACAACAACUAUCUGCCUCCCCAGAUGCCUGGAUUAGCCUGAAAAGUCUUUCAUCAUUUGACGGUUUUACGAUCCUGGGCAUAAGACCGCUCAGAGACGACCGAUGGCUACUUUUGGCCAAGGUUUUGUGCCCGACCUAUACCAAUCCUCGCCGUGACAGUAGUGCUGAAGAUGUUGUUGACUGUCAUACCGAGAACAGACGCAAGAGAAGGUUGGUCGGAAAUAGAGUCUCGCUUGUCAACACCUACGAACAUGGACGGCGAGUUGAAUCUACCAAUGGAAGAGUUUCGCGCCUGAAGCGAGGCAAUUGGAAGGAAACCGAAGAUCAAGAACUGAGCAGCAUGAUGGAAAUGGGCAUGCCAUGGUCUUCAAUUUUUGCGAAAUUUCCACGGCGUAGCGAAGCCGCCGUGCGCUCCAGGUGGUACUGUGUACUGAAGCAACUUGCUCCGUAG
Molecule: messenger RNA, 1065 nt
Organism: Cyphellophora europaea CBS 101466
Lineage: Eukaryota; Fungi; Ascomycota; Eurotiomycetes; Chaetothyriales; Cyphellophoraceae
Exons: 1
Coding region: 1-1065 (354 amino acids)
Source: RefSeq, a predicted model, not a curated record